Messenger RNA from Trichomycterus rosablanca, 1926 nucleotides. It is a transcript of the gene elmod1, whose product is annotated as ELMO/CED-12 domain containing 1. The record is from RefSeq and is a predicted model, not a curated record. The transcript has 12 exons. NCBI's taxonomy places the organism in Eukaryota, Metazoa, Chordata, Actinopteri, Siluriformes, Trichomycteridae. Gene Ontology annotation, molecular function: GTPase activator activity. The coding region runs from base 139 to 1146 and encodes 335 amino acids.
GCGCGCUGCACAGCCGCUGAAUAGACGCGCAUCGCACAGUAACGAGGAGAAGCGGAUUAAUUUCCAAACACUGCGUCCUCUCACAGCGUGAUCAGACAUCAUUGGAUGUGCGAUUAUCUGGGACACUGAACCACCACCAUGAAGCAUUUCCUGAGGGUGCUGAGCCAGUUCCUGGUGUUUCUGUACUGUAAGUGUCUGUGGCAAGGUCUGAAGUUUUUUAUCAGGAAGGUUACGGGUCGAUGUGAGCUGCAGCGCAUCUGUUACAACAACAAGCCUGGUGCCCGCCGUACCCUUAAAAUAGAAUCGUCACUGAAAUGCUCUAAAAGUGAGCUCCUGCAGAAUGCCGUCACUGUCCAUCCAGAUGCUGUAGAGAAGACCAUCGAUGACAUCAUCGCCCUAAAAAAAAUCAACCCGGAUACCAAUCCACAGCUGGCCAUCUCUCUUCAGGCAAGCCUGUUUCAGAUCGUCGGCUACAGGAAUCUGCUGCUGGAGGUGGAGAAGCUGCGCAGAGAGCCGUACGACUGUGAGAAUACACGUCAUGAGGAGAUGCUGAUGAAGCUUUGGAAGGCUUUGCGCCCUGAAUCAGCCCUCACUGGACGUAUUUCUAAGCAGUGGUGUGAGAUUGGCUUCCAAGGCAGCGACCCCAAGACUGACUUUAGGGGUAUGGGACUGAUGGGGCUGCACAACCUUCUAUAUUUCGCGGAGCACGACAACUCCUCCGCUCUCCAAAUGCUUCACGACUCUCUGCAACCCAAACACAGGAACAUUUCUACAGAGGAAGUCAGUAAGAUGACCAAAGCCGAGUGGGAGCAGAAGAAACUGGACAAAGCUAUCGGAUACUCGUUUGCUAUCGUUGGCAUCAACAUCACAGACCUGGCCCACUCUUUGCUGGUAAGCGGGGCUCUGAAGACCCAUCUGUACAACGUAGCACCAGAGAUGCCAAGCCUUGCACACUUCCAGCAGACCUUCUGUUACCUGAUGCAGGAAUUUCACCGGUUCUGGAUCGAAGAGGACCCAGGUGACAUCAUGGAGUUCAACCGUGUACGCACCAAAUUCCACAAGCGCAUCCUGAAGCAGCUGAAGAAUCCCAACAUGGCUCUGUGCCCUCAUUUCACUGCCUCCGACCUACACCUGGUCACCCUGUAGAUCCUCACUUUACUCUUUACCCAUUUGCCACUCCUGAGCUUCUCUAUAAGCUUUUUGUCAUCACUGCCAACUGGGUGACGUCUCUCUGUCUUAACACGCACUCACACACAAACACACACAAACAGGAACAUAGACCAGCAAAUGUGUUUGGUUUUUCUCAUAUACCUGGCUCAGAAGCAUUGAAGACCACACUGACUGGCUGAGUGCGCCACGUUUUCCCUGCACUACUUCACAACAACACACCUUUAACAAUUCAAACGUUUUUAGUACCGUCUCACAAAUGUGCACUUGCAGUAGAAAGGAAGAACUGGAAGAACUAAUUUUGGCAGUGGUUCAGUCUGUAUUGCCCAUCUCUUACAGAUUGGCCGCAGAUCUCAUGCCGUGCCUGAGGCACAGUCUGGGGAUGCCAAAAAGGGCCAAAUCUAGUCAUUUCUGCUGCUGUUUGCACUACCUCCGUUCUAGACCAUCACGUCCCCUCAGACACAUGCCGCUAUUUUUCACCUGCCAGUGUUGGGUCCCACACAGAGCCAUGUGGCGUACAGCUUCGCUAUGCUCCAUGUGAGUGCCAGCCAAUUUCAUUUAACCCAUAACUGAGCAUUAUCGCACAUGCUUUAUUAAUUACAAACAGCCUAAAUGUAGUGAAUGUGAUUGUGAUAUAGAACGGUACAAUUGAUAUAAACACCACGAGCGGGACUAGUUCCAUAUUUAGAAUGUACAUUUUAUACAGAAUUAGUUGCAGACUGUUUAUUUCAAGCGCUAAAUAAACAUAGAGAUUCAGUU